UUUAGGGAGGCGUGAUCAUUCCUUACAGACACACAUUCUCUUCCUCCCAGUUUCCCAUAAACAAAGAUAGGUGAGUGAACAUUUAGGUUGUAUUUGUUUUGGGGGGUGUUUUGUCGUGUAGCUCUCACGCAAGGUGUGCGGUGUGUCGAUAGUGCCCACAGACUUUCUGCCGUUCUUUCAUAGCUUUGCCCCGAAGCGCGGCUGCGAUGCCGCGGUAACGACGCCCUUUUUAAUUUUUGUGCCACUUGGACCUUCCCUGGGAUACUCGGUGACAACCGACAGAGCUGCAAUUGCACUUUUUAACCGGUGCGGUGAGACGUAUGACAAAACAGUACGGUCGUUUGGUUGAAUGCCAUUUCCAUCUUGGACUAAGAUUUUCUGCUGUUGCCGCUGACAGCGGAUGGUGCCUCGCCAUGACGCAUCGGUCACAGUAGGGACGCGCCGCGGAAGAAGGUUUGGAUCAGACGGGAUCAGUAAGUCCGGAACGCAUAGACAGAAUCCAGUCACUGUCCAUUAUGUCUAACACGGCCAAGUUCAAAAAGGAGAAGGAAAUCCUCACGGAGUACGAGAGUCAGGUGAAAGAGAUCCGCUCUCAGCUGGUGGAGCAGCAGAAAUGUCUGGAGCAGCAGACGGAGAUGCGGGUGCAGCUGCUUCAGGACCUGCAGGACUUCUUCCGUAAGAAAGCCGAGAUCGAGAGCGAUUACUCCCGUAACCUGGAGAAGCUCGCCGAGCGCUUCAUGGCCAAGACGCGCAGCACCAAGGACCACCAGCAAUACAAGAAGGACCAGAACUUGCUCUCCCCAGUGAACUGCUGGUACCUCCUGCUAAACCAGGUGCGACGGGAGAGCAAGGACCACGCCACCCUCAGCGACCUCUACCUCAAUAACGUCAUCACGCGCAUCUCCCACGUCAGUGAAGACAACACACGCCUCCUUAAGAAGAGUAAAGAGAUCACUUUCCAGCUGCAGGAGGACCUGAUGAAGAUUCUUAAUGAACUGUACACGGUGAUGAAGACCUACCACAUGUACCACAGCGAGACACUGAGCGCCGAGACCAAGCUGAAGGAGGCGGAGCGUCAGGGAGAGCGGCAGGGCCGCGGGGGCGAGGUCUUCGGCCUGCGUCACGAGGAACGUCACCAGCGCCGCAACGCUGCCCGCAAGAUCCAGAAGAUGAAGGAGAAGCGUCAGGCCAAGUACUCGGAGAACAAGCUGAAGGUUAUGAAGGCGAGGAACGAGUACCUGUUAACUCUGGAAGCCACCAAUGCAGCGCUGUUCAAGUACUACGUCCAGGACCUGUCCCACUUGAUUGACUGCUGUGACCUGGGCUACCACGCCAGUCUGAGUCGGGCUCUGCGUACGUACCUGUCGGCGGAGUACAGUCUAGAGACGUCCCGUCACGAGGGCCUGGACAUCCUGGAGGGGGCAGUAGAGAGCCUGGACCCCCGUAGCGACCGCCAGCGCUUCAUGGAGACACACCCAACUGCUUUCACUCCCCCAGCUCGCUUCACAUACCAACCCCAUAUGGGUGACCAGGUGAAUCAGAUCACAGCGGUGCCACAGGUGCAGGCUGAGCUCCUGCUCCGCUACCAGCAGCUCCAGUCUCGUCUUUCCACGCUGAAGAUCGAGAAUGAGGAGGUCAAGAAGACGUCGGAGGCCACUCUGAGCACCAUCCAGGACAUGCUGAACAUGGAGGACUACGACGUGUCUGAGAGCUUUCAGCACAGCCGCUCCACGGAAUCGGUCAAAUCCAGUGUGUCGGACACGUACCUCAGCAAACCCAGCCUGGCAAAGAGACGCGCCAACCAACAGGAGACGGAGCUCUUCUACUUCACUAAACUGAAGGAGUACCUGGAAGGCAGCAACCUCAUCUCCAAACUGCAAGCGAAGCAUGACCUCCUGAAGAGGAGCAUCGCUGAGGGGUACAGAGCAGAUAUAAUGACGACCAGCCGUCGCCGGAACUCCCACAGUAGGAACCAGGACUCUGGGAAGGCCAUUCCGCCAAUAGUGGAGAGCUGCAUCCGCUACAUUAACCUCUACGGUUUACAGCACCAGGGUAUCUUCAGAGUGUCUGGCUCUCAGGUGGAGGUCAAUGACAUCAAGAACUCUUUUGAGCGAGGAAACGACCCUCUGACAGAUGAAGAGAACAACCACGACAUCAAUUCGGUGGCAGGCGUGUUGAAGAUGUAUUUCCGCAACCUGGACAACUCACUCUUUCCCAAAGAGAAGUUCAACGACCUCAUCGCCUGCGUCCGCACGGAGAAUCUGUACGAGCGGGCACUCUCUGUCCGGAAAAUCCUGAUGGCAUCACCACGCCCUACUCUUGUUAUAAUGAGAUACCUUUUUGCAUUCCUCAACCACCUCUCCCAGUACAGUGACGAGAACAUGAUGGAUCCUGGGAACCUGGCCAUCUGCUUCGGCCCGACUCUCAUGCCCACGCCAGACCUGCUGGACCAGGUCUCCUGCCAGGCCCACGUCAACGAGGUCAUCAAGACCAUCAUCAUCCACCACGAGACCAUCUUCCCCGACGCCAAGGAGCUCGAGGGUCCUGUCUAUGAGAAGUGCAUGAGCAGCACAGAGUACUGUGAGAGUCCCUACAGUGAGCCUGGAGUGUUUGAGGAGGGAGAACAGGAGGGCGGCACUGAGACGCAGACCAGUGAAGAGGAAGGUGAACCCGUGGAGGCCGUGGCCAAGUUUGACUACGUGGGCCGCUCUGGCCGCGAGCUGUCCUUUAAGAAGGGUGCACUGCUACUGCUCUUCCAGAGAGCCUCAGAGGACUGGUGGGAGGGGCAACACAAUGGCACCGACGGCCUCAUACCACACCAGUACAUCACACUGCAGGAGGACGAGGCCAUGUCGGACACACUGAGUCAGAAGGCCGACAGUGAGGUCAGCAGCAUGCCGUCAGACGAAGUGAGCUCCAGGAGGUCCUUGACCUCCCCCACCGAACCACGACUGCCAGAAACCUUCAUCAGUCGUCACAGAAAACGGACGGAGGCUCUUCUGCGACGUGUCCCCGGUCGCCUCGGUGAUGGCCACGGCAACGGCCUGGAGCGCAGCUCCCCGCCCGUGACCGUCACGGUGACGGGUCACUUCAGCCCACGGGAGCUGCUGCGGGCGCACACGGGGCCCCAGGACAGCCCAGAACUACUGCGUCGCCGUGGCGCUCACCCACCUGGGCCUGCCCCCGCCCCCAUCGCCACCAACGGCACGCUGACCUCCAGCGUUAGCCGCCACGAGUCCCUUCGCAGGGAGCGGGAGAGCCCGCCCAUCCGCCAGUCUCCAUCUGCCCUGCACUGCGGAGUCCCUGAGCAGUGGGCACGCAAGCUCAACCCACACACCAUGGCGCAGGACAUCGAGGAGACCAUGAGCCUGGCCCUGAGCGAGCUGCGUGAGCUGGAGAGGCAGAACGGGAAGUCGGCGGCGCCAGACCUGGUGCUCGACACUCUGGAGCAGGUGAAGAGCAGCCCGUCCCUGCCGUCCGGCUCCACCCCGUCCACGCUGUCCAGCCCGUCUGACUCCCCCAGCCCCCUGAGCCCCCACAACCCCCUCCCGCCCCUGCCGGGUCCUUCCUCACGCCGCUGCCCCAACGAGCCCCCCGCCACCUUUCUGCCCACCGCCUCGCCCCGCAUGGGCGUGACCCUCCGCCCCCCCGCUCUCCGACCCAAGCCGUCCGUGCUCCCCAAAGCCAACCCCCCGCCCACGCAGCAGUCCCCUGGCCCGCCCCCGAGCUUCCCCUCCGACAAAUCAGGCACUAUGUGAGCUCAGUCCCACACGGGGUCCAACUGGAAGAAACAGGGUCCGCUCUGAGCCCGAGGACUGGAUCACAGCUGCAGAAGGUCAGACAGGGUGAUUCUGCUAAUAAUGAACACAACGGUAUGGCUGAUGGCUAGCUUGCACGCAAGAGCCGUCAGAUAGAUUUAGUCUAUGAUAUUAUAAUCACUUAAUGUGUUGUCAGGGUGGUGUGUGUGUGUGUGUGUGUGUGUGUGUGCGCAUAACCUCUAAAGUGACUAGGACUUAACUGUGUGUGUGUGUGUGUGUGUAGAUACAUUUAUGACGAACACAUUCAGAGACGGCGGAGAGACUGCUUGAGAUUUUGUGUACGUGAAGUACUGUCAUUCCGUUUUUCAGAUGUCCAGCUGUGGGAAACGUAGUUUUUUGAGUCCUCCUUAGGUGCAAUGUAUUUUUAGUGCUUUGAUUUUGCUAGGCCUUAUUACAACAAAGGGAUGUGUCUUCCCUGCUAAAAGCAGGGCCAUUCUUAAAAGUUGCUGCUGCUUUUCUUUGAUGUUUUUUAAGUCGAUUACCUUAGUUGUAGGAAGUGACACAGGUGCCUCAUGAGAAAAGGGUUGUUCUCAUAUAGAAUGUUGGGUGUCUUGAUAGUCCAUGUAGAUUUAAAGUCACGCACUGCACCUCGCCACCCAGAGAGAGCAGCAGCGAGUUAACGAACGCCGAAUGUAUUUAAAGGAGCAGUAAGUAGAAUUUUCUGUUUAAAAAAACAACAAAAAAAAACAACAAAAAAAACUAUUGUAACAUUAUGGUGGUUGGUGUGUAAUUUUAUAUUCUGUAACCCAUAGGGAAUUGCCUUUUUCUAGAAUGUGGUUGAAUGCAGAAUUCAUCAUAUUCGGAUGCUGCAAAAAGCCAUGUCAAUCAGCCAGCUGGGAACCUGACAGGCAGUCGAAAUACUACAUAGUGCUCCUUUUAGGUGAAUGUUCCACGUUUUUCACUCCAAUACCACACCAAGCCUUUAUCACCAGAUAAACCUCCCCCUUUUACCGUGAAAAGGCAACCCGAGGCCUGAUUGGAUGCUAGAGGAGGGGCACAGGCCAGACAUUCUGAGGGCCCAUGUGUACUUAUAGCUUUAAUGAGAUUUUAAAUGGCACUUGCUGUGGAAUUGGAUCUACCUGUACACUGGGUCAUGGCAAAGGAAAGGACAGAAGUAGAAGGCAUCGUCAAGACCGGUGGGUCAGAACAAGCUUGAACAAGCAUGACCUCAGCAACUGGGCCACGCCUUCCCUCGGGUUGUCAUGGUAACGCUUCCGUUCUGCCACUGCUGCUCCGUUAGAGGUGCAGCAGCGAUCGACCAUUCUGAUGUUCGGCCUGUACUUCCAGUGUGUUUGGGCGUGUGUGCGUGUGCCGAAGGUCUAUAGCAGACUCUCUUGUGAACACACUUUAAUAGUUCAAGCUUAACGGGCUCUCUUGUGUGUGUGUGUGUGUGUGUGUGUGUGUGUGUGUGUGUGUGUGUGUGUGUGUGUUCAUUCAGCAGAUUCAUGGUGCCUGGUUCUAGGUCUUGGGUGAAGUGUUGAAGGGUAAAUGGAUUAUGCAUGCCUGCGGCGAGAGUGAGAACGAGUGAACUGAGGAUGUGCAGUAACGCAGAAUGUGAACCAUAUGCAGGUGUGUGUGUGUGUGUGUGUGUGUGUGCGUGCGUGAUGGAGAGAGAUUGUGUCAACAGACAGAGAUCAGCAUCUGAUUGCAAGCGUCAUGAGUCAACCAAACAGCCAUGUUUUCACUUUUUAUGCACAAACAAAAUGAUUCACUUCCCUAAUUGUUCCUCUUUGCUUUUUUCUACCUGCAAUAUUUUAUACUUAUUUAUUGAUUGUGUGGGUAUAGAUGUAUUUUCUUUUUAAAGUCUGGUGCUCUCUCGCGUGAUGCCGUGUGUGUGUGUGUGUGUGUGUGUGCGCGCGUGCCCCUGCAUUUGCUGCCACUCCACACCGCUCUAAACUUUCCCUUUCCUGCUCCAUCUCACACACACUCUUCCCCACCCACACACGCUGUGUUUUUUCACGCGAAAGUGCCUUUCAGGGUGUAUGUUGUGCGGAGGAGCCUGUUCUGCUAAGAAUGCGUGCUCCUGUCUUUCUCUGAAGCGUCGUUCCGAGAAUGAAAUGAUCCGAAUAGAGCUCUUUCCAAACAUUUCACCAUCAAAGGAACCAUAAAUAUGUACAUUUAAUUCAUUGUGACGUUGCACUUUCAUGUAUAGGAUUGUAUUUGGCAUGUAGCAUUUAUCAUGUUCCAGUGCAUUUUAAAAAGGUGUCAAAACUGAAUGUCUUUGAAAUAAAGUAAGU
This is a messenger RNA of Electrophorus electricus (electric eel), 6055 nucleotides long. It is a transcript of the gene srgap1b, whose product is annotated as SLIT-ROBO Rho GTPase activating protein 1b. The record is from RefSeq and is a predicted model, not a curated record. NCBI's taxonomy places the organism in Eukaryota, Metazoa, Chordata, Actinopteri, Gymnotiformes, Gymnotidae. Gene Ontology annotation, molecular function: protein binding. Gene Ontology annotation, biological process: signal transduction.